Messenger RNA from Zingiber officinale, 841 nucleotides. RefSeq lists its product as uncharacterized. The record is from RefSeq and is a predicted model, not a curated record. Bases 124 to 603 code for a protein of 159 amino acids. The transcript has 5 exons. Lineage: Eukaryota; Viridiplantae; Streptophyta; Magnoliopsida; Zingiberales; Zingiberaceae.
UAUCGGCUCUCGAUUCCAAGGAGAGGGGAAGUUCCCUCUGCCUUCUUGUUCCGCAGUCAAGCAAUUGGUUAAGAGGGAAGGAGAGGGGAGGAGAGGAGCGGCAUUGGAUCGAAGAGGAGAGAUAUGGAUGAGGCUUCGAGUGAUUCCUCCCCACCGCCGUCGCAACUCUCCGCUGUCAACCGCCCACUCAUCUCCGCCAUCCUUGCGUUUGCCAUCGCCCAAUUCCUCAAGCUCUUCACUACCUGGUAUAAGGAAAAGAGAUGGGACUCCAAAAGGUUGCUUGGAUCUGGUGGAAUGCCUUCAUCACAUUCAGCAACUGUGGUAGCUCUUGCUGUGGCUAUUGGUUUUGAAGAAGGCACCGGUGGUUCUUCAUUUGCUCUGGCUGUAAUUUUAGCAUCCAUUGUUAUGUAUGAUGCAUCUGGGAUUAGACUGCAUGCUAGUCGACAAGCUGAGUUGCUUAAUCAAAUAGUAUGUGAGUUGCCUCCAGAGCAUCCUGUAUCUAAUCAUAGGCCUUUGCAUGAACUUCUUGGACACACACCAUUACAGGUUUGUGCAGGUGCCAUCCUUGGUUGCUUAGUAUCGCUUUUCAUGAGAUCACAGUAGUUGCACUUCAUUAGUUGAAGCCGUCUUCACAGUUUGGUCUCUACAAAUCUCAUUCGAACCUUUUUCUUCUCUGCACUAGAUUAUUAUCUUUGUUUGUGUGAGAAUAGCUUUCAUGCUUCGUGUGGAACGAUGUGGGAAUUCUGUCACUUAUGCGAGAUGCAUUUCGAGACAGAAUUACGGUAUACAUUUCUGUAAAGACGACCAAAUAUUUAUGCACUGAAUAGGUGAUUUUAUUUAA